Symbiodinium sp. CCMP2592 is the source of this 993-nucleotide messenger RNA. Lineage: Eukaryota; Dinophyceae; Suessiales; Symbiodiniaceae. The record is from the annotation of a GenBank genome assembly.
AUGGCUGGCUGCUACGACAAGGUCCCAGACGAGUGGAUUCGCCCGACUACUUGGCCCCCGAGGAAAAGUGUGCUCGAGAGAGGCCCAGAUGCACCUCACGUCGUUCUCUCCACGAAGUUCCAAGAGCCAUGGAAGACAAUCUCGAUAGGAAUCAAGGAAAUCCUGGAAGAACUGGGCUGUACCGUGUACAAUCCCAAUACCGACAACAAGGAACUUUGGAAGGAGAAGGCCGACUCCCGCUGGCUCCGCACUUUCCAGGAGAACUUGGAUCGCAUCGAGCAGAGCAAACGGGGCUUCGUGCUCCAGAUCCAGCAGGGUGUGCUCCGGGAGAAAUCGGACAUGCAGGUCGCGGAGGAGAACAUGGGAAAGAAGUGGCAAGUCCCCCGCAUCGGUCUCUUCGCCUUUCCGACCACCAGCAUUCGAGGAGGCGGCACCCGAGCGGAGCAGUAUCUGGCCACCGCAGUGCAGAAGGCCAGGGAGCAGUGGGAGCAAGGCGUCAAGGACGAGGUGCAGAUGGUCUCAGAGUGGUACGACCCGAUCGGGGGAGACGCGGAGCUGCCCGUCAACGACCAGGGCAAUAUGGACGGCCGGGCGCGAUGCACGUUCCCGAGCGGCAAUAUGUACGAGGGAGACUGGAAGGACGGCAAGCGGAACGGCACGGGAACGCACACGUUUGCGAACGGCGGCGUCUACGUCGGGGAGUGGAAGGACGACAAGCGGAACGGCAUGGGGACGCAGACAUUUGCGAACGGCGACGUCUACGUCGGGGAGUGGAAGGACGGCAAGAAGAACGGCAAGGGAACGUACACGCACAAGAGCGGCAACGUGACGGUCAGCUUCUUCGAGGAGGGCGAAUACAAGGGCCGCUCGGUGAGGCUCAGCGCGAGCGGCGAGAAGGCCUGGCUCUGCAUGGAUGGCAAAGUCGAGCGCGAGGUCUCCGUCGCCGAGGCUCGGAAGGUGGCCAAGGAGCUCGGGCUGCCGCCCCUGCCGUGA